AUGGCUACCAUCAGCAGCGGGAAGCCCAAAGAGAUCCUCCUAAUCGGCUACGGGGCAGUAGGCGCCGUCUAUGCGUUCAUCCUGUCCCGCGGAGGUGCCCGCGUCACCGUAGCCGCGCGCUCAAACUUCCGUGCUGUGAACGAGAAAGGGUUAGACGUGCGAAGCGAGAAGUACGGGGAACAUCUGGGCUGGCGGGCGCAUCGUGUUGUGGGCAGUGUGAAGGAUGCCGCGGAUCAGGCGUAUGACUAUGUCGUUUGGACGACGAAGGCACUGCCAGAGCUCACGACCUCACCCGAGCUACUCGCGCCAGUUCUCGAUGCCGCGUAUACCUCAAAGUUUCCUCAGCCUGUCUAUGUGAACAUGCAGAAUGGGUUGGACGUGGAACGAGACCUGUAUGAGGCGCUCGUCAAGGCUGGGCAUAAGCCGCAGAUCAUCGGCACCGCUGUGUACAUCGGAACGAAGACGGCUGGGGAGAAUACACUCAUUCAUUCAACCUUCGACCGUAUGUCGCUCGGUGUUUACCGUUAUGACGACUACACGUCUGCAACCAACUCGCCUCAGGAAACAUCCAUACUCGAGCCUUUCGCGAGCAUGAUCACAGAAGGUGGCAGCUCGGCCACGAUCGUACCCGACAUCCAACGCGUCAAGUUCAACAAGAACUUCUGGAACGUCGCCUUCAGCUCGACCGUUGCGCUCACGCGUCAUCCUCUGACAGCCUUAUUCUGUCCUCCUGCGCUUCCGUCCUCAGGACCGGUACCGGCUUCCGCCACGCAAGGUUUGAAGCUGGACGAUCACGCCGUCCCAGCACUCAAAGGCGCGCUUCACGAACUUGUAUCGAUCGCGCGUGCCAUCGGCUGGUCCGACGCAGAAGACACCGGUGUCCCAGCCUCGCAUGUCGACAAGACCUUCGAGAACACGGCUAGGCUGCAUCGUGUGCCGGAUAAUGGCUUGAUGCCUAGUAUGCUCGUCGACACCCUUGCCGGCCGGCCGAUCGAGGUUGAAGUGAUAUUUGGAAACGUCGUGAGACUCGCAAGAAGAUAUGGGGUGGAGACACCUAGGAUAGACGUACUCUAUGCGCUCCUACUGGUUCUCCAGAAUCAGAUGUUGCAGAAGUAUGAGGCUGAGAGAUCGUGA
This is a messenger RNA of Peniophora sp. CBMAI 1063, 1134 nucleotides long. The record is from the annotation of a GenBank genome assembly. Lineage: Eukaryota; Fungi; Basidiomycota; Agaricomycetes; Russulales; Peniophoraceae.